Messenger RNA from Mercenaria mercenaria, 3214 nucleotides. RefSeq lists its product as uncharacterized. Bases 164 to 1897 code for a protein of 577 amino acids. Gene Ontology annotation, biological process: positive regulation of DNA-templated transcription. The record is from RefSeq and is a predicted model, not a curated record. Gene Ontology annotation, molecular function: ubiquitin-protein transferase activity. Lineage: Eukaryota; Metazoa; Mollusca; Bivalvia; Venerida; Veneridae. The transcript has 2 exons. Gene Ontology annotation, cellular component: chromatin; nucleoplasm.
UUUAUAGACAUUCUUAGAAAGGAAGUAGGAAGUAAAAUACAAUUUUCAGAAAAAAAGAGAGUAAAAAUCAGGUUUAUUGAGUAACCCUUUUGUAGACAGUCUUGAUGAUAGAAAAGUUGGUGUCUUGGAAUAGUUUGCAUAUAUUAGCGAAGGACAGCCAGAAAUGGCAGUGUCAGGACGCAAGUUGUCAGAUUUUCAAGGCUCAGUAUAUUUAGGAUCAGCAGAGGACUUUGAUCACAGUUGCCAGCCUUGUCUUACCAUUGGUCAGCAUGUAGGAGCUCACGGUUUUUGUGUGGAAUGCCAGGAAUAUCUAUGCAAAACUUGCUUUGAGUGUCACAAGAGGACAAAAGCUUCACGAAAUCACCAACUUCUUGAUAAAGACAACGUUGGUAAACAUGCCAUUUCCAGUAAAGAUUCUGAGGAAUGCACAGAAAAAUGUUCAGUGCAUAAAAAGGAAAUAAUCAAAUUUUUCUGUCCAACACACAAGGCUCUUGGCUGCAAUGACUGCAUCAUCUUGGAUCAUCGGACAUGUAAGAUUGAUUACAUACCCGAUAAAUGUGCAGAUAUAGGGGACAGUGAGGAAUACAGGGAUAUCAUGAAGAAACUUAGCGAGAAAAUGAAAGAUGCCGAGGAUAUCAUGAAGAAAGCUGAAGUAAGAGAUAAAGAAAUAGAUAAUUGCCAUGCUGGUAUUAUCAAGGAAAUCCUCAACUUCAGGAAGGAAAUAAAUGAACGCCUGGAUCAACUGCAACAAAAAAUUCAGAAAGAUGCUGACAAAAAGAAAUCCAACGAUAAAAUAAUAAUUAAGAUGGUACUUGAUGAAUGUGCAAAUAUCUCUUCUGAUAUCAAGAAAUUACAGUCAAGUUUACAGGCUGACAAAUCGUCACGACAGAACGGGCAACUUUACAUCAACAUUAAACGUGCUGAGUCUAAAUUGAAGUCAGAAGAAGUGCAGAAGGCAGAUGAAAAUCUAGCGAAGACAAACAUACAGUACUCAUUUGAACGGAAUACUGAUCUUGAAAAUAUGCUGUCCAAACAAAGUGUAUUUGGAACGUUAAACCUCAGUGCCAGCUUCGUCACGUCGACAAAGAAGAAACAGAUUAAAACCCUAACGCACAAAGAAUAUAUAAAUGUAAAAACAAAGUCAGAUUCCGAUAGCUAUUACUGCUAUAUCACAGGAUGUGCCAUCUUACCUUCUAACAAACUUGUACUGGCUGAUAACAGUAAUUGCAAGCUGAAAGUUGUAGACAUACAGAGUAAAACUUUGAUAGAAGAGAAAAAACUUGGCUCCAGCCCAUGGGACAUUGCUGAAUUGCCCCAGGACCAGAUUGCAGUAACAGUACCAGGAAACAAAGAAAUUCUUAUAAUGAAAACAGUUGGUAAACUGUCAACUGUCCGCAAGAUUCCAGUUAAAUGUGAAUGCGAUGGUAUAUUUUAUCAUCAAGAUCACCUCUAUACACAUUGUAAGAACCCUAACAGUGUACUUGUACUGGAUACACAAGGUAAUGUCCAGAACACAAUCUCCCUGAAUAAUGACAUAUUUAAUGACCCCCGAUAUAUUGUGGUAAGUGAGGAUUCCAGACAUAUCUAUAUCAGUGACAAUGAUAGCCACUGUAUAGUCAGUUUAACAUUUCAAGGUGAUGUAGCAGCUGUAUACAAACACGAGAAACUUGGUAGACCAGAGGGAAUGGUGAUGUUAGAUGAUGGAUCAUUGCUGGUGUGCUGCUGCUUGAGUGGAACCAUUCAUCAUAUAUCAGGAGACUUGAAGCAAGGUCAGAUAAUGAUAGAUGGUCUAUCUUCCCCAUGGUCUAUACCACAGUCUAUAUGCUACAGUCAUCAUCAUGAUGAAGUCUAUAUUGGCUGCUGGAGUGAACAGCUGAAAGUGUAUAGUAUGAAAUGAACAAUCACAACAACAAUAUCUAAGUAAAUUGAUCAAGUAAAUAACGAUAUAAAUGAUAUAUAACUGUCUAUAAACUGUAUAAAGAUAAACUGAAACACAAUUUCAGGUUUCUAAUUACAUUUUGAUUUGUCAAAACAAAGAAAUAAUUUGAAAUAAAUGUUUCAAAAUAUUUGACUUCUAUGCAAAACCAUUCUGUACACAAAAUGAUUACACAAAUGAAAAUAUAAAAGCUAUUAAUUAGAAAUAUCAUUUAAAGUUAUUAUGCAAUUUGCUUUUUUUCAUGUAACCUCAUAUAUUUAGCUCUAACAAAUGUAUUAGUAUGAUAUCUGUGUUUUAUUGACUUUGAAUAUCUAAACUGAAUUAGUUUUUUCGUCAGUUUACAACUGUUAGAUAUAUCUAUGAUUUAUUACCUUAUUAGUCUGAUUUUGACUCUUCCAGCAAAUUUAUCUUCUUACAGAUUUUAUUACAACCGUCUUUUUGUCCAUGAAGUCUUUUUUUUUAAAUAGGCUAUCAUUGGUAAAUUUAUUCUGAAUUGAUAUUUUAAUGAAGAAAUUACGGCGCUUUGUGUACAUACCCUACUGUAAGAAAGAGUACUACAAAGAAUUAAUGUAAAACUUUAACAUGUAUAAACCUUUACAACCUUUAUAGUUUCUGUACUGACAAGGGAACACUCAUUCCCGUUACUUUCAGAACCUAUUGGAAGCCUAAAGUCUACCAAGUUACACUAUUAAAUCUUUUAAUUGAAAAUGAGAUAAAAUGAGAUUACCGUGGCCGUAUAAAUUCUGUAUUAAAUCUUUCAUUGACCUUGCUCCUUCAAAAAAUCAUUAUUCCAGUUCCGUAGACUGACCUUCUGAUUGACCUUGGAAAACCUAUUACAGUUUUCACUUCUGUACAUAUUUAACAAUUCUCAUUUUGAUUACAAAUAUGAUAAUCAGACUUGGGAUUCAACUUUUUUUUUUCAUUUCUUCUGAAAAGGCAUUUAAGAAUAAAAAUGUCUUCUAAUCUUUCCUCUUUUGACCAUUAAAGUUUUGUUUCAUAUGUACACUGUACGACAGUUGCACACCCAUCGAUUUCAGGUUAUUUCAUAUGCACAAAUCUGACGUCACUCACACGUUGAUGCUGAGUUAUAUCAUAUGUACGGAAUGUGUCAUGUACUUUAAUGAAAAACAAGCGAAUGAAGUAUUUCCAUGCAAUACAAAGUCCCCUACUGGAAGGUAUCUAAUUUUCUCUACAUGAAACAUAUCUGUCAUAGUGCAUAAAGGUAUAAUAUCGUACUAUAUAUACAAUAUUUUAUAUUAAAAUUUUGCAUAUACAAAA